AUGUAUUUCUUUCUGUUUUCAGUAUCAACAUCAUUGAGAGAUGUGACGUUGACUCUGCCAGAAGCGAUACCAUCAGGGGAAUCCGUUACUCUAAGAUGUCAAUACGAUUUAGAAGGUGACCCCCUGUACACUGUGAAAUGGUACCGCGGCCGAAGCGAGUUCUUCCGCUAUCUGCCCAAAGAGUUGCCGCACACGCGCACCUUUCCCGGCGCCGGCCUGUCGGUCGACGAGGGAAAGUCAGGGCCGCAUCAGGUCGUCCUGAUGGACCUCACGCCCGCCAUGUCGGGCAGGUACAGGUGCGAAGUGUCGGCGGACGCGCCAUCCUUCGACACCGCCAUGGUCGGCAAGUACUUGACAAUUGUGGAUUUACCAGAGGGUCCUCCGGUAAUCUACGCUGAAAAAAUUAGAUAUGUGGCGACUGAUAUGCUGAAGGCAAGUUGCACUUCGCCGCCCACCAGCCCUGCGGCUAAUCUAACCUGGUUCAUCAAUGAUAAAAAGGUGAACCAGAUCAUGUACCGGAACCACAGGCCGUUCACAAGUUCCAUCCUGAACGAUUCCGGAUCUGAUCAUUUGACGAACUUAUACGUCCACCAGUUUCUCGAUUCUCCGGAACAUUUGAACACGAUAAACAUAGUGCACGGGCUGAACAGCCCGGAAAAAGAUCCGGGAGAGCCGAGAUACGAGCAGACCAAGACAGCUCCUCGUAGAUCUCGAAGAUUUCUGACACCGCCGCCGCCUCAACAGCAGCAGAAUCCUCCGACAAGUCCCUACACGACCAUAGUACCUAUAAUUUCGUCUCGAACUUCAAACGUUCCGGAAAAGAAAGAGACUACCAUCUUUCUGGAACUGCCGCUGGAGUCGAAAUUAUUCGAAGAUGGCAAAUUGAGGCUGAGGUGCGUCGCCGAGCUGUUUCAGCUUUAUAGGGCGCACGCCGAAACUGUCGUGGACGAAGGGCCGAGGUUGGCGCCCAUUUUGGCGACCAGGGAAUCAGGAAGCGGUGAGUAG
Messenger RNA from Ctenocephalides felis (cat flea), 1005 nucleotides. RefSeq lists its product as uncharacterized. The transcript has 5 exons. Lineage: Eukaryota; Metazoa; Arthropoda; Insecta; Siphonaptera; Pulicidae. Bases 1 to 1005 code for a protein of 334 amino acids. The record is from RefSeq and is a predicted model, not a curated record.